ACCGGUAGCUGGGCAUAGCUGUCUUAACUUGGCUCAGGUGGGAGGCGGGGGUUUGCAGGAGUCAACUUCCGGCGGAGUCGAAGUGGUGGGAGCCGAAGCGUCCCGGGACAAGCGGCAGCAGCAUGGCUCGAAAUGCAGAAAAGGCCAUGACGGCCUUAGCGAGAUUUCGCCAAGCUCAACUUGAAGAAGGGAAAGUUAAGGAACGAAGACCUUUUCUUGCCUCUGAAUGUAAUGAGCUACCUAAAGCUGAGAAAUGGCGACGACAGAUUAUUGGGGAGAUUUCAAAAAAAGUGGCACAAAUUCAAAAUGCUGGUUUAGGUGAAUUCAGAAUUCGAGAUCUGAAUGAUGAAAUUAAUAAACUGCUAAGAGAGAAAGGACACUGGGAGGUUCGGAUAAAGGAGCUGGGAGGUCCUGAUUACGGGAAAGUUGGCCCUAAAAUGUUAGACCAUGAAGGAAAAGAGGUUCCAGGAAAUCGAGGUUACAAAUAUUUUGGAGCAGCUAAAGAUCUACCAGGUGUCAGAGAGCUUUUUGAAAAAGAACCCCUUCCUCCUCCAAGGAAAACUCGAGCUGAGCUCAUGAAGGCUAUUGAUGCUGAAUACUAUGGUUACCGAGAUGAAGAUGAUGGCAUUUUGGAACCUUUAGAGCAAGAGCAUGAAAAGAAAGUCAUAGCAGAAGCAGUAGAAAAGUGGAAAGCUGAGAGAGAGGCACGGCUUGCACGAGGUGACAAAGAAGAGGAGGAGGAAGAAAUCAAUAUCUAUGCCGUAAAUGAUGAUGAGUCUGAUGAGGAGAGUGCCAAGGAGAAAGAAGGAGAAGAAGGGCAGCAGAAAUUUAUCGCUCACGUUCCAGUGCCUUCCCAGCAAGAGAUUGAGGAAGCUCUUGUACGAAGAAAGAAGAUGGAACUCCUACAAAAGUAUGCCAGUGAAACUCUCCUGGCCCAGAGCGAAGAAGCAAAGAGGCUUCUGGGAUUUUAGGAUCUAUGUGUUGCCUGGACUGGAAUUUGUCAGUGGUUCCAAAUACGUCACCAUCCACCCAGUUUUGUUCACUUACAGAUACAAACUGUCACAAGCUUUUGGGAUUGCUUAAUACUAAUAUUUUUCCUUUAGUUCCAUCCUUGAAUCAUAAAAAUCCAAUUUUUUAAAUCCAAAAGACGGUCUGCAACUGUUUCAGUAUGCUGUCCUUAAGUGUUCCUGGUUGGGUUGUUCAAGUGCUGAACAUUUCAGCAAUGUAUUUUGUAUAAGUAUAUUAUUACUGUAUAAACAAUUUUGCUUUUAAAGUUUGUAAUAUCUAAUCACUGUGGAGAUAUUUUUAUUAAAUACUUUUGUAGGAAAGAA
Messenger RNA from Antechinus flavipes (yellow-footed antechinus), 1331 nucleotides. RefSeq names its product ISY1 splicing factor homolog (gene ISY1). NCBI's taxonomy places the organism in Eukaryota, Metazoa, Chordata, Mammalia, Dasyuromorphia, Dasyuridae. The transcript is spliced from 11 exons. Gene Ontology annotation, biological process: generation of catalytic spliceosome for second transesterification step; mRNA 3'-splice site recognition. Gene Ontology annotation, cellular component: post-spliceosomal complex; post-mRNA release spliceosomal complex; catalytic step 2 spliceosome. Bases 123 to 971 code for a protein of 282 amino acids. The record is from RefSeq and is a predicted model, not a curated record.